GUUUUGUUUUGGUUUUUUUUUUUUGUUUUUGUUUUUGUUUUUUUGGCAAAGAAGAUUUCUUUCCAAUCCGUUCGAUACUUUGCUUCCCUGUCCCCUGAAUUUUCUCUGCUGCCCUAGCGCCUAUUGUCGACCAGAGAGUUAGCAUUGCCGCCGUCCGCCGUCGACCUGAAGCUGGGGCUUGGUUCACGAUCAAGGAUAACAACUCUUGGAUUGUUUUUGCAGUGAGUGCUGUCAUAUUAAACUGCCAUGCUUUUGUGCGAAACGUAUGGGCGGUAAUUCUAUUUUGAUUGAUCUCAUGCUUCAUUUUUUUCCCAACAUCUCGCUUCUCAGAGGUAAGGUGCCACAAGCAGUGACACGAUGCUGGGAAUUUCGUCUGGAGAGCUGUUGUUGUUGAUGGGAGCUGCUGCUGCUGCGAUCGGCACAAAGGAUUUGCCAAAUAUUGCUAGAGUGGCGGGAAGGCUAGCUGGCCGAGCUAUUGGGUACGUGCAGUUGGCUCGUGGCCAAUUCGACUCUGUUAUGCAGCAAACUCAAGCUCGCCAGGUUCAUAAGGAAUUGCAGGAUACAAUGGCCCAGCUAGAUGCCAUACGGCAUGAAAUUCGAAGCAUAUCAAUCAUCAAUCCUAGCCCUAUGACCCGGAGGCUUGUGGAUAAUAUUGACCUCAAAUCUCUCUCAGAUGACAAUAGGAAACUAGAAAACAUUAGUCGGGAGAAUAACUCAGUAUCCACUGUUUCCAAGGAUUCUGCUCCACUGCCUUCAGAUCCAUGCAAUAUGCUUAGUCAAACUACUAUUGGUUUUGGAAAUAGGAAACCAGAAAACAUUAGUGGAAAGAAUGACUCAGUACCCUCCAUUAUCAAGGACUCUGCCCUACCAUCCUCAGGUUCAUGCAAUAUGCAUUCUCAAGCAACCACCUAUGCCAGAUUAGCUGAGUCUCCUGCCAUAAAGAAUAAUCUGUCAACUUGUAAUACUGAAGUGAAGAUUGGCAAUGAACUGCAGCUAACUGUCAUUCCAAUAUCUGCUGAAGAUACUGGACUGUCACCAAAUCGUGGAGCUGAUGUGAAAGGAUCUGACAUUGUUUUGGAAGCAAUUCUAGAGGCUGAGGUGGCUCAUAAUGCAAAGGAAUUCUUUUCACAGCCCCAAAGCCAAAUCUGAAAGGGCUUAAAGUUAUCUACUCCACUCUCCUUACAAGUGCUUCUUGUGUUUUUUUUUUUGUACAUAUGCAAACUAUCUCAAAUGAUUUUCUAUUGUUUUUCUUUCAAUAGGUGUGACACCCACUUUUUUUUGUAUGCGCUCAUUUCAGAUUUUGUCUCUACGUAUAUGUCCACACAUCUAUCUCAACAUUCUUAUCUUGAUUACUCUAAUUUUAUGCUCUUGCUGUCCUGUUAAAGACCAACAGUUACCACUAUAUAAUACUAUUGGUUUUAUGACAGGUUGAUAAAAUUUUUCUUUAAAUUUAUUAGGUACCUUACGAUGCAAAUAACUCCUUUAGCCUUUUGUCAAUUAAACCACCCAACUUGUAUCCUAUAUGUAAUAUCUCCAUCAAUUUCCUCAUUAUAUUGAAUAAUCGCUUUCAAAUAUUUGAACUUUUCCACUUAAUGUAUAAUUUGAUCAUCCAAUUUUACUUUCAAAUUACCACUCCACUAACUUCUCAUCAAAAUUACAAUGUAGAUAUUCCGUUUUACUCUUACUCAAGUAGAAAUCUUUUAACUUCAAUAUCCUCUUCUAUAAUUCAAGUAGAUGUUCAAGGUAGAAAAUGUCUAGCAGUCUAUGGGCUGAAAAAUUGUUGACCGUUACCUUUGGAAGAAAAUAUGGGGCUAAUAUUUCCUGUGACACUGGCAACUGACAAAGUAGUCAUUUGUUUAAACUUUUUUCCUUGCACAAAUAGCAUGCUUAAAGAAUGGAUCAAGCUAAAAUGAAAUGUGCUUACCUGUUCCCCCCACCCUAUAGUUGGAUAGCUUACAAAUAAUGGAAAGAUGGAUCUCACUUUUGCAUCUGGGGGCAUGAUGAAGGUUUUCUGCUGUUCUGCUUCUGCAUAUAUGAAAUUUUGACCUGGUAUGUAACGAGGAACUGGUGCAUGAUGAGCGCAUGACCUUAUACAGCUAGUGGCAACUCGUUUAAGCAAUCUGAAGUCUAGAGGCUGAAGGAAGCGAGAGGCAAUUCUUUAUUUCAGAGUUAUUGAGAACUUUUUAUUGACCUAGAAUGCCUUACGAAAGCUGAAAGGAUCUUAUGCUUACUGAUUGUUCACAUGCACUUGGAGAAAUAUUCUGCAUAUUAUGUCGUAUUAUAUUGCUGAUAAUACGUUGCAACAUUUCCACACUCCAGGUAAGAACAAUCGCUCUCUACUAUUUGCAGGGGAAAACGAGAUAUGGAAGGAGACUGCAUCACUUGCGGUGCAUACAGUACAAGGGAUUUCCCCUUUUGGGCUCGGGAACUAGUAACACGAUAAACUGUUGAUGUUUAGUUAGUUGCCAUUGGAGUAAAGCAUAGCCCAUUGGAUUUAUUUAUUUAUUGGUCACAAGCCUAGUCCAUUAAUUCAGGCUGUUGUAUAGACGAAAGAAGCUUCUGUUAUUCAGGCUCAACCUGUCUUGUAUCAAUUCGGAGUCUCGAGACGUCUUAUGCGUGUCACUUUGUAAUACGAGUCGUAGUAAAAUGGUGGGUAAGGACUUUCCCGACAGGGUGGGAUAAAGAUUUUUACGUGUUAUGGAGUAGCCCCCGGUUUUCUUCC
Prosopis cineraria is the source of this 2722-nucleotide messenger RNA. RefSeq lists its product as uncharacterized. Bases 358 to 1149 code for a protein of 263 amino acids. The transcript is spliced from 9 exons. The record is from RefSeq and is a predicted model, not a curated record. NCBI's taxonomy places the organism in Eukaryota, Viridiplantae, Streptophyta, Magnoliopsida, Fabales, Fabaceae.